Molecule: messenger RNA, 2430 nt
Organism: Euleptes europaea (tarantolino)
Lineage: Eukaryota; Metazoa; Chordata; Lepidosauria; Squamata; Sphaerodactylidae
Gene: TAS1R1
Product: taste 1 receptor member 1
Exons: 6
Coding region: 124-2430 (768 amino acids)
Biological process (GO): sensory perception of umami taste; G protein-coupled receptor signaling pathway
Cellular component (GO): membrane
Molecular function (GO): G protein-coupled receptor activity
Source: RefSeq, a predicted model, not a curated record
UAUACAAUUGCAGGGCUGUUCCAAAUCCACCACCACAACUUGAAAAUAAAAUCCAGGCCAGAGGUUGACAUUUGCGAGAGCACAAAGGACAGGAGCAGGCACGGCUACUACCUUGUCCAGGCCAUGCGGUUCACCAUCGAGGAAAUCAACAACUCCAGCAGCCUCCUCCCGAACGUCACGUUGGGCUACGACAUCUAUGAUACCUGCUCGCAGUCGACCAACUUGUACGCCACGCUCAGCCUCCUGUCCCAGGGGGUCGAGGGCUGUCACAGCCAUCAGCGCAUCUCUGUUGCUGACAACUACACAAACUACCUGCCCAAACCUGUGGCUGUGAUUGGGCCCGACGCCAGCGACUAUGCUCUGAUGACAGCCAGUCUUCUGGGCAUCUUCCUUAUGCCAGAGGUCAGCUAUGAAGCCACAAGUCCAAUGCUAAGCUGGAAGCGCACCUACCCCUCAUUCCUGCGCACCAUCCCCAGCGACCGGCAGCAAGUGGAGGCCUUGGUGCGCCUGCUGAAGGCUUUCCAAUGGACGUGGGUGGUCGCGGUGGGCAGCGACAAUACCUAUGGGCGCCAGGGCCUGCAGACGUUGGACAAAGUGGCCACCAAGGAAGACAUCUGCUUUGCCUAUCAGGGGAUUGUCUCCAUGGAGGCCAGCAACUCGAAACUGAAAGCAAAUGUGGCGGAGGUUCUGGCUUCCAAAGCCAAGGUUGCCAUCGUCUUUGCCAACAAGCGCAGCGCUACCGUUUUCUUCUGGGAGGUGGUGCGGCAGAACGCGACUGGGAAGGUGUGGUUGGGUACUGAGGAUUGGUCGUUGGCCCAAGACCUCUGGGAAAUCCCCGGCAUUCAUGGUAUCGGCACGGUGAUUGGGGUGACGAUCAUGCAGGCACCGCUCCCAAGAAUGUGGGAGUUUGAGGCUGCUUCCAGGCAUUCGGAGAGUCACAGAAUCGAGACCUCCUGUUACCAGGGUUGCAGGGAGACCUGCAGCCAGCUCUGUUUCCAGUUGUAUGCGCCAGCUCUACAGCAUUUACUGAAGCCAUCACCGUACGACACACAGGCUUGUUUUACCGUGUAUUCUGCCGUCUACGCUGUGGCGCACAGCCUCCACCGCUUGCUGGGUUGCCAAACGGGGGUGUGCCGCAAGGAAACCGUCUAUCCCUGGCAGCUCCUCAGAGAAAUUAAAGAGGUGAACUUCAGUGUGAAAGACAGACAGAUCUAUUUUGACAGCAAUGGAGACCCUCUGACAGGCUACGAUAUUGUCUUGUGGAAGUGGGCAGGCCAGAAUUGGUCCUAUGACGUGAUUGGCUCAUUCAGCAGUAAUCCAGUCCACCUGACCAUCCAUAGAGACAAACUGCAGUGGCACACUGGGGACAACCAGGUUCCUGUCUCGGUCUGUUCCAAAGAUUGUGCGGUGGGGGAGCAGAAGGUACAGCAGGGAAUCCAUCAGUGCUGUUUCGAUUGUGUGGCCUGCUCCCCAGGGACCUUCCUGAACAAGAGUGAUCUCUAUACUUGUCAGACGUGCCCAAAAGAUCGGUGGGCCCCUGCCAGAAGCGAGACCUGCUUCCCCAGAGCCACCGUAUUCCUACGCUGGGGCGACCCCAUCUCUCAGGCUCUGCUGACGGCCACAACCCUGCUGCUGUUGCUGCUGGCCGGGACCCUGGCCAUCUUUGUUCGGAAAGCGGACACACCUGUCGUGAAGUCAGCCGGGGGCGUGCUGUGUUUCGUCAUGUUGAGCGCUCUGGCCUGUGCCAACGUCAGCCUCUAUUGCUACUUUGGGGUCCCCAACUGGUACACCUGCAUGCUGAGGAUCCCGAUGUACACCAUCAGUUUUAGCGUCUGCCUGGCCUGCCUGGCGGCCCGCUCCUUCCAGAUCAUCUUGGUCUUCAAGAUGGCCGCCAAGGCUCCGGGCCUGUACGAGGCCUGGAGGAAUCAUCACGGGUGCAUCCUCUUCAUAGGAACCUCCACGGGUCUACAGGGGGUGAUGUUACUUAUCUACUGGUGCGUCACCCCACCGUUUCCCUACAAGAAUUACGAUGUGGUUGACCAAGUGAUCCUUCUGGACUGCAAGGAACACAACGCUCUGAUUCCUGUUCUGGGAAUAAUGUACAGCGUGCUGUUGAGUAUCUUCUGCUUUGUCGUCAGCUACUUGGGCAAAGAUCUGCCUAACAGCUAUAACGAAGCCAAAUGCACCACUUUCAGCCUGGUCAUCUACUUCGUCUCCUUAAUCUCCUACUGUACCACCCGCAGCGUCUACGGGGGCCAGUACCUAACGGCCAUCCAUGUCGCCGCCCUCCUCCUCACCUUCUACGGGGUCUUCGGAAGUUACUUCAUCCCCAAAAUCUACAUCAUCCUCUUCCGAUCUGAGCGUAACACCAACGAACACUUUCAGAUGUCUAUCCAGAGCUACACCAAGAAGAAAAAUGUGUCAGAUUGA